GGGGGAGAAGAGGCAGCUGCAGCCAUGCUCAGCCUGGGCUGCAGGGCGGUGCGGGCCGGACUCUGGCUCCCGACCUUGCCGUGAAGGCUUCUACGGGGGAUUUCCCGCCUGCUAGCCCCGGCCAGCCCAGCCCGAUGGAGCCGGAGGAAAGGAAAAUCUCGGUGUGGCUCUGCCAGGAAGAGAAGUUGAUCUCCGGCCUCUCCAGACGCACCACUUGCUCGGACGUGGUGCGGGUGCUGCUGGAGGACGACAGCCAGCGGCAGCAGCUGCCCGCCCAGCCGGAGUCCGGCGGCGGGGUGCUCACGGGUCCCCCCGAGUCCUACUGCAUCGUGGAGAAGUGGCGGGGCUUCGAAAGGAUCCUGCCCAACAAGACCAAGAUCCUGCGGCUCUGGGCCGCCUGGGGGGACGAGCAGGAGAACGUCCGCUUCGUGCUGGUCCGCAGCGCGGCCUCCCUUCCCAACACUGGGCCCCGGAGCGCAGAGGCCAGAGUCGUGCCGAGCAAGGAGCGCCCCUGCCACGGGCUCGGCGCGGCCCGGCCCGGGCUGGCGCUCCCGCGGGAGAAGCAGCGGCGGGUGGUGAGAAAAGCCUUCCGGAAACUGGCCAACCUCAACAAGAAGCGGCAGCAGCCCCUGGCCACGGAGGCGCCGUCUGCGGAGCGGAUGGAGACCUUGGUGCACCUGGUGCUGUCGCAGGACCACACCAUCCGCCAGCAGAUCCAGCGGCUGCGGGAGCUGGACCGUGAGAUCGACCGGUACGAGGCCACGAUCCACCUGGACCGCAUGAAGCGGCACGGGGCGAACUACGUGCAGGACACCUACUUGAUGGGGGCCAGCAGCGGCAAGCCGGAGCCGGGCGCGGACGGGGCGGACGGGCGGCUGGAGGAGUACGCCCGCAGGUGCGAGGAGGUGCUGCAGCUGCAGGAGCAGCGGGCGCGACAGGAGGAGCGGCUGGAGCAGCUCGCCGGCGAGCUCCAGGAGGAGCUGAACGAGCGCUGGAUGAAGCGGCGCCGGGAGGAGCUGGCCGCGGCCAAGGGCUGCGGCUCCAACCCGGCCGAGCUCGACUGUCACAGCACGGAGCUGAGCGGCGGCGCCGGGGGCGAGCUCCACUGGGAGCAGGAGCGCGUGAAGACCCAGCUGAGCACCAGCCUCUACGUCGGGCUGCGGCUGAGCACGGACUUGGAGGCGACCCGAACGGACUUGGCGUACGCGCAACGCGCCCGGGAUGCCAAGGAGCGGGAGCAGCAGCGCCUGCUGGAGACGCUGAACGCCUUGGACUUGGCGGAUACGCAGACGGCAGCACAGACUCUCCGCCCCGAUGCUCUCGCUUCCAGCAGCUCCUCCUUACCCGAGGCUGGGCGGGGGUCUCUCGAGAACAGCUCAGAAGCCUGGGAGGAGCAGGCCAGGGGGUGCAAGGAGAGCGAUGAGAACGACGAGGACUCGGACACGGGUCUGAGCUCCAUGCACAGCCAGGAUUCGGAUUCUGUCCCAGCCUGUGAAUCGCUUGUUUAGCUUCCUCUUCCCACAAGUAAGAUAAGCUCAGGGACCACGAGGAAUUCAUACUUGUGCUUUCUAGCCAGCACUCUCACAAUACAACGUUGUUACAAACGAAACUGCCCGUUUCCCCAGCGGAAGAGAUCCUGGAAUGGACUCCUGCGAAAAGUUACAAUAGAACAAAAAUGUGUGUGAGAUUUGUUGUCUUUUUUGGGGCGUGAGGAGGGGGAAGGAAGAACCACUUUAAAAUCUAGGUGCCAGAUAGUGCCAGAUUAUGUAUGCAAACCGAUGAUCAGUGAUCUGGUGAUAACAUACCUAGUAAUAAACUAAACACAAUUUAAAAGCCUAUUUUGAAAAGAAUAUAACUGCAUUUUGCUACUGUUGGAAAAUAUGUUUUUUGUAGUAAGUACUGUAAGCAAAGGCCUGAGAUAGGGGAAGAACUGAAUCCUAAUUGUGACUUAAGUUUAAACUUGUUUGCAUUUCAUUCAGUAUUGGAUUUACCUGCUUCCUAAAUUCCUGCCUUUUGUUUCACCUCAAAGGAGUUAUUGAAUGGAAUCCUUAAUCUUGUAUUUCUCCAAAGCAAAUACACUACAGUAUCAAUUCCUUUACGUAGUGUUUUUGAUGGAAUGCUGGAACAUAUAUUCUCUAGGUUAAACAAAAUUCAGUCUCUUUAUAUUUCUUCAGUAUCGCCAGUCAGCUGUGCUACAUGCCAUUUGCCACUUAGGAAUUCAGUAGGCUCCUUUGAGAAAAAUUUUAAAAAGUUCAAAAUGAAGAACUAAAACUCUAGGUGACUGAAAAAUUAAACUCAGAGGGAUAGCUGUGUUAGUCUGUAUCUACAAAAAUGAGGAAUCCUAUGGACUUAUUAGGAAAUCAACUUUAUUAGGGAAUAAGCUUUUGAGGGUAAAACUCACUUAAUCAGAUGAACAGGAUGUCUGUCAGUAUGCCAGACAUAGAUGCCAGUUUGUUCUAACAUGAACUUUUGAAAUAUAUUGUACCAUAAAAAACUGUAAGUUAUUAAACUAAAAGAACAUACUAAACAAAUAUAAAUUAGCAUGCAGUAUCUCAGAAUUUAGCCAUGGAUGAUGCAUGGUCCAUAUAUAACAGUAUGAUUGUUCACAGAUAAUUUAAGAGAACUUGUAAAAAUCAAUGUUCACUAGAUUAAUUUAAAGUCUCUUCAAAUAUAUUUUCGUUAUCAGGUUACUUAAUAGUUUGCUAAGCUUAGUAAUGGAUAAAAAGUACUGAAUCAGCUUAAGAACCAUUUCUAAUAUGCACUUCAAUACAGGCUAGCUCAGAAUCUAGAGAUAUCAUGCCCAAAAUCUGACUCAGGCUUGCUUCAGUACAUCUGGGUUAAAUGACAAUCUCCUCAGUUAUUCCAGUGAAAAGGUACAGUAUCAGGUAUAAUUUGUAUUUAAAUUAACAGAUUUUUCCUCUGCAAUUUAACCAAUGUAUGGUUUAUUCUUACAAUAAUGAGUAUUGAUGGUUGGCGAAGGAGAAAAGCAUUACUGUAAUCAGUUUAAUGUAAAAGAUCAGAGAAUGUUCAAUCUAGUCCGACAACAUAACAUAUUGAAGAGUUCGGACAGCAGAUUAUUCAUGAAAGUUGGCUUUUAAGUUUAUAAGAAAGUAUAAAGAGAGAUCAAUGAGAAGUCCUAUGGCACCUUAUGG
This is a messenger RNA of Pelodiscus sinensis (Chinese soft-shelled turtle), 3152 nucleotides long. NCBI's taxonomy places the organism in Eukaryota, Metazoa, Chordata, Testudines, Trionychidae. The record is from RefSeq and is a predicted model, not a curated record.